GCGGUCACCGGGAAAGCGCCGCGUCCGGCGGCGCUUCCCGGGCGCGAUGGGGCCGGUUCUGGUGGUUGGGGGCUGCCGCGAGGCCCGCGCUUGGUCCCUGCAAGGCGGCCCGCGGCCGAUGGGUCCGGGCCGGGCGGGGCCCAUGCGCAGCUCGGUGGCGGCGCCCGACUGCUGCGGGGGCCUUGGCAACCUGGACUUCAGGAAGGCAGACGUCUGCGUUAUGACCCGGCUGCUGGGCUACGUGGACCCCUCAGAACCCCACUUUGUGGCUGCAGUCCUCACCAUCGCUUUCAAUCCACUCUUCUGGAAUGUGGUCGCGAGAUGGGAACACAAGACCCGAAAGCUGAGCAGGGCCUUCGGGUCCCCCCACCUGGCCUGCUGCGCCCUGGGCGGCGCCAUCCUGCUUCUCAACGUGCUGCGCUCCCACUGCUUCACGCAGGCCAUGCUGAGCCAGCCCAGGAUACAGAGCCUGGACAACCCCUUGGCCUACCGCGUGGGCCUGGCACUCCUGGGAGUGGGCGGCGUGUUUGUCCUUUCCAGUUUCCUGGCUCUGGGCUUCACCGGGACCUUCCUAGGCGACUACUUCGGGAUCCUGAAGGAGGCCAGAGUGACCACGUUCCCGUUCAGCAUCCUGGACAACCCCAUGUACUGGGGCAGCACAGCCAACUACCUGGGCUGGGCCAUCAUGCACGCCAGCCCCGCCGGCCUGCUGCUGACCACGGUGGUGGCGCUCACCUACAUGGUCGCCAUCCUGUACGAGGAGCCCUUCACUGCUGAGAUCUACCGGCAGAAAGCCUCCCAGGCCCACAAGAGGAGCUGACGGCCCGUGGCCACUCCGUGAGGGUCCCCACCUCGGGCUUGCCCCGAGCACAUGCCCCUUGAGGGGAGGGGGAGAGCAGUGCCCGGCCUGGGCCGUCCAGUGCCUUGGAAACGUGGCUUGAGGGCCUGGAAGGCGCCGUGCGGCCCCAGAGCCCCCUGCCCUGCCACCCACCACGUCCUGACCAAUAAAAGCGCCUGACC
Messenger RNA from Mesoplodon densirostris (Blainville's beaked whale), 1020 nucleotides. RefSeq names its product phosphatidylethanolamine N-methyltransferase (gene PEMT). Gene Ontology annotation, molecular function: phosphatidylethanolamine N-methyltransferase activity. The transcript is spliced from 7 exons. The coding region runs from base 47 to 820 and encodes 257 amino acids. Gene Ontology annotation, biological process: phosphatidylcholine biosynthetic process. NCBI's taxonomy places the organism in Eukaryota, Metazoa, Chordata, Mammalia, Artiodactyla, Ziphiidae. The record is from RefSeq and is a predicted model, not a curated record.